Molecule: messenger RNA, 750 nt
Organism: Thermothielavioides terrestris NRRL 8126
Lineage: Eukaryota; Fungi; Ascomycota; Sordariomycetes; Sordariales; Chaetomiaceae
Exons: 3
Coding region: 1-750 (249 amino acids)
Source: RefSeq, a predicted model, not a curated record
AUGCAAUGCGUGCGGGCGGGGAGUGCAUGCGUGAUGCGCCACGGCUGCGCCCGGUUACUGUGUGGUGUAUCCGACUUGCUGUUCUCAGGCAAAGAAGCACUGUGGAACUGGCCAGCCAAGAAUCGGCAGUGGAACAGCCAAGUCCCCGAGUCAGGUGGAGCUUUGACCCAGUAUGUGCACAGACUCCCCGAGCUUGAAGCCCCACAAUCAAUCGUUGCAACUGUGAGGAGCCUGGCUGCACCAGCAACGGAUUCGCAAAUCGCAAUCGCCCCCACUUCGCUGGCGAGGUUCCUUGCCUCCUUGGGUAGCGAGCAUCACAAUGAGCGUGUGGUACUAAGGGCCUUUUUCUCGUCGCUCGCGCAGCUGGCAGAUGCUGAUCCCUCACAGAUUUCGCUCGACGUUUUCACCACCGAGGAGAUCAUCGACCACACUGCCGUCCACCUUCGCGACUGGGACAACGAGCUGAUUCUCAGCUUCCACUGGGAGGAAAGCAAGGAUUCCGAAUUUCGAGACUUGCGCCGGUCUAUCAAAGAGCCCGGCACAGACCUCAUCAAGUACGACGGCAAGAUUUACAAGCAGCCUGAUGCUUCAUUUGGUCCACAUGGCCAACCGCCUGAGCAUCAAUACCAGCAGAUGGAGAGGACGAUGUUAAGUUACAUGAAGCACUCAGGUCUGGGCAACAGAAUUGGUUCGGUGGGCACAACAAACUCCACCGCGAGGCUCGGAAGCCAAGUUCUCUCCUCCUCCUGA